Messenger RNA from Catharus ustulatus (Swainson's thrush), 1518 nucleotides. Its product is annotated as cytochrome P450 2J6-like. Gene Ontology annotation, biological process: arachidonate metabolic process; xenobiotic metabolic process. The record is from RefSeq and is a predicted model, not a curated record. The coding region runs from base 1 to 1473 and encodes 490 amino acids. Gene Ontology annotation, molecular function: heme binding; iron ion binding; oxidoreductase activity, acting on paired donors, with incorporation or reduction of molecular oxygen, reduced flavin or flavoprotein as one donor, and incorporation of one atom of oxygen. Lineage: Eukaryota; Metazoa; Chordata; Aves; Passeriformes; Turdidae. Gene Ontology annotation, cellular component: intracellular membrane-bounded organelle; cytoplasm. The transcript has 9 exons.
AUGCUAACAAUAACUCAAGGCUUUAUAGUCCUGAUAAUUUUUUUGUUAAUUGUUGAAUUUUUCAGGCUGCAAAAAGCUUGCAAGCAAUUCCCUCCUGGACCAACUCCUCUCCCAUUGCUUGGAAACUUGCUGCAUUUGAAAUUUCAGUUUCAUCGGGAUCUUCUGAUGGAGCUGGCAAAAACUCAUGGUAACAUGUACACUCUGUGGUUUGGGUGGGUCCCAGUGAUUAUACUGAAUGGAUUUCAAGCAGUGAAGGAUGGCAUGACCACACACCCUGAAGAUGUUUCUGGGAGGCUGGUGUCACCUUUCUUCAGAGCAUUGGCCAAAGGAAAAGGUAUCAUCCUUGCAAGUGGUCGCUCCUGGAAGCAGCAGAGACGCUUUGGAAUAAUGACUCUGCGCAAUUUGGGAAUGGGGAAAAAAGGCCUGGAGCAUCGAGUGCAAGAGGAGGCCUCUCACCUGGUGGAGUUUUUUAUGAACCUAAAAGGGAGACCUGUGGAUCCUUCCUUCCCUCUUUUCCAUUCUAUUUCAAAUGUAAUUUGUGCUGUGGUUUUUGGAUAUCACUUCUCUGACGAGGACAAAACCUUCCACGAACUGAUCCGUGCUACAGAGAAAAUAUUCAGGUUUGCAGGCAGCUUUGUUCACCAGAUGUAUGAAAUCCUGCCCUGGCUGCUGUGUCGCCUCCCUGGGCCUCAUAAGAAGGUGUUGGCUUGCUAUGAUGUCCUGAGUUCUUUUGCAAGGAAGGAGAUCAGAAGACAUGUAGAGAGAGGGAUACCAGCUGAACCACAAGAUUUCAUUGACUUUUACCUGGCUGAGAUAGAGAAAUCUAAAGAGGGGGCCAAACCCAAGUAUGAUGAAGAAAAUUUGGUAUAUGUCAUAAAUGAUCUUUUCCUUGGUGGAUCAGAGACCUCAAGCACUACAUUGUACUGGGGACUGCUCUAUAUGGUGGUGAAUCCAGACAUCCAAGCAAAAGUGCAGAAGGAGCUGGAUGCUGUCCUGGGUCCUUCCCAGUUAAUUUGUUACGAGGAUCGGAGAAAACUGCCCUACACAAACGCUGUGGUCCAUGAGAUUCAGCGCUUCAGCAACAUUGUCUUUGUUGGCAUCCCCAGAUUGUGUGUGAGGAACACAACACUACUGGGAUUCCCUGUCAAAAAGGGCACCAUUGUUAUACCAAAUAUAGCCUCAGUUCUGUAUGACCCUGAGCAGUGGGAGACACCUCGACAGUUCAACCCUGGCCAUUUUCUGGAUAAAGAAGGAAAUUUUAUACCUCGAGAAGCUUUCUUACCAUUCUCAGCAGGGCACAGGGUGUGUUUGGGGGAGCACUUGGCCAGGACCGAGCUCUUCAUUUUCUUUGCCAGCCUGCUGCGGGCGUUCACCUUCCAGCUCCCCGAGGGAGUGACCAAGAUCAACACUGAGCCCAUCAUGGGGGGCACCCUGCAGCCCCACCCCUACAGGGUUUGUGCCAUUCCACGCUAGGCUGCACCAGCCACAGGCCAGCCUGGGACAGCCACCUUCACCUCU